Molecule: messenger RNA, 752 nt
Organism: Musa acuminata subsp. malaccensis (wild Malaysian banana)
Lineage: Eukaryota; Viridiplantae; Streptophyta; Magnoliopsida; Zingiberales; Musaceae
Source: RefSeq, a predicted model, not a curated record
CCCCUUAUAUAGACCACGGCCACCUCCCCCUUCCACGUCCACAACAACAAGAAGAAGGAGAAGCCGUGGGGGGAAGCACGGGAGGAGGAGAGAGAGGUGAUAGAGAUGGGCAACAGCCUUCGGUGCUGCUUGGCGUGCGUCCUGCCGUGCGGCGCCCUCGACGUGGUUCGCGUGGUGCACCUGAGUGGCCAAGUGGAGGAGUACAGCCGCCACGUCACCGCCGGGGAGAUCCUGGCGGCCAACCCCGACCACGUCCUCAGCAAGCCAUGCAGCUCGCAGGGCGUGGUCCGCCGGAUCCUGAUCGUCUCGCCCGAGUCGGAGCUGAAGCGGGGCGACAUCUACUUCCUCAUCCCCACCUCGACGUUGCCCGACCAGAAGAAGAGCAGCGACGACAAGAGGAAGAAGCAUGCCGGGAACACACGCACGACAGAGAUCCUCGCGGAGAAGAAGCAGCCGAGCCAUCGUCGCCAUAGGAGCGGCCGGGUCGGGGUAUGGCGGCCGCACCUGGAGAGAAUCUGCGAAGACUCAUGAAGCUAGCAGCAGCAGCAGCAGCAGCAGCAGCACAGACUCGUGUAACCAUCCGUUCCUCCAUCCUCCAUGGAGAAGAGCAAAUCUGUAGAACUUGUAGACCUUUUUAACGAUGAUCUUCUCAUCUAAUAAAGAGAAUGAUCAGCUCGUUCAGAAUCGUUGUUCACGAGGGAUCAGCCAUGCAAUCGAUCGACAACCUGUAACUCCACAUUUGUCUUGCUCCA